UGAUUAUUAAAUAAAAAAGAAACCCAUAAUGCCUACAAAUUAAAUGCAUCAAAAAUUUUUUAUCUUGAGGCCAAAAACCAAAUACGAAGGAAAAAAAAUCCGAAAUGGACUAAUGGAGACAGAGGAUUUCAUUUUUGGAUUCUCACAAGUUUUGAACUUGUUCCAUCCCGCUCGCUCUCAUGUCUCUCUAUCUAUGUAUAUAUAUGUGUGUGCAUUUUCCUGACAUGCCCAUCAGCCAACACUCUCUUAUACUCACCUCUCUUAUCUACAGACAAGAAGUUGACGUUUGGUUGGUUUGAAUCUAAACCCUAAGCUCGAUAAACCUUUUAGAGUUAUGAAGACUCGUUUGCUUUGAACUUUUUUUGUUACAAACUGUAAUCCUAUGAGGCGUGCAGUCUUGAACAAGGAGAACAUGUCCUCAUACCCCACUAUUCGAAUCACACGAGCUCGUGCAAAAGCUUUACAUCCUUUGGAAAAAAAACCAGGUGACAAGGUUUUGCGAAAAAGCACAAAAAGAGCAUCAUGCAGUGACAAGAAGACUGAGGGAUUAGAUGGCUGUCUGAAGAAAAGGGCUGUGCUUAAGGAUGUGACUAACGUAACACGUCAAAAUGAGCUUAGAAAACGAGAUACAAAAGUCUCCUUACAGACAGAGGGAAAGGUGGCUCCUGCUUGUAUUGCUAAAAUGCCCCAAAUUCAAGAUGAUAAAAGAGAAAGCACGAAAAUUGUAUCAGUCAAGAACUUGCCAACCGAGAUAACUGAACUUGUGGACCGAAAAUUGUUGCGCACAUUAAGUCCGAUUCUUGAGAAGACAAAUCCCAAAAAUGCACAGCUCUGCAAGGAAGAAGAGAACUCGGAUGAUACUGACAUAAUUGAUAUAGAUACAAGACACAAGGAUCCACAGUUGUGUAGUCCUUAUGUAGACGAUAUAUAUCAUAACAUGUACACAGCUGAGCUUAACUGUAGGCCAGCGCUUGAUUAUAUGGAAAGCAUGCAGCGAUUUAUCAAUCAUGACAUGCGGGCUAUUCUGGUCGAUUGGCUUGUUGAGAAAAUACGAAAAAUAUAUGCUCCCUCUGUGGAAGAAUUUUGCUUCAUUACUGAUAAUACGUACACGAAAGAUGAGGUUGUCAAAAUGGAAAGUCGUGUUCUGAACUGUUUGAGCUUUCAUUUAUCGGUUCCCACCACAAAGAAGUUCCUCAGAAGCUCAUGGGUGGUUUCUGCAAAUAUCCCGUAUUACUUACUCUGCUUCGAAAAAUUUCACUCUUAUGUCCACAGGAGAUUCAUUCAUGCAGCACAAGUUUCGUACGAGGCUCCUUUAGCCGAGCUCGAAUUCUUGGCGAAUUAUUUAGCUGAAUUAACACUACAAGAGUACAGUUUCCUCAAAUUCUUACCAUCCCAAAUUGCUCCAUCUGCUGUUUUUCUAGCAAGAUGGACACUUGAUCAGUCAAACCAUCCAUGGAAUUCGACUUUGGAGCAUUAUACACGGUACAAAACAACCGAGCUGAAAAAUUCAGUUUCAGAACUGCAAGAGUUGCAGCUCAACACUCGAGGGUGUUUGCUUAAGGCCAUUCGCGAAAAAUAUAAGCAACCUAAGUUCAAGUGCGUCUCGACUCUUUGUUCGUCAAGACCCGUGCAAUCACUUUUCUAAGGAAAACUGUUUUUACCACAAUUGUUGUACCGUUUCAGUUUGCAGCUUUUCCUUGUACCAGUUGAUAAACGAUUUCAUUAUCGAGCUAUUUAGUUCGGCUCAUGUACAAAAUCUCUAUAACAAUUGAGUUGAUUGAUCUUCAAUACAAUAAUUUUGAUAUUCAUCAUACUAAA
Molecule: messenger RNA, 1818 nt
Organism: Striga asiatica
Lineage: Eukaryota; Viridiplantae; Streptophyta; Magnoliopsida; Lamiales; Orobanchaceae
Source: the annotation of a GenBank genome assembly